UUGUCGAUAGGGUCAAACAGAACAGAUGUAAACAUUUGCCAUUAAGACCUUACCCGGAAGUUAAACUAAUGCAUUUCAUACCUGUAAAUAUUGACUAAGGAUGUGGCCGCACCUGAUAGAAAAGGUAGCCCUUCUACAAUUAUUAUUCGCAGGAGUAUCAUGCUUUGUGAAUGUAGCUUACACACCUGCUCAGGGUUUACAAGGACAAGCGACAAUGAGUGAAGAUCCAUUUCCAAACACACAAUGGACGGCAGCUAAAGUUGUUGACGGAAAUACAUUCCAGGCCGCUAAUGGAGAAUCGUGUGCCAUAAUGAACUAUGAUCAACACUACAAAUCUGUUUGGUUGAAAGUGCAGUUAGGGCGCCGGUUCAAUGUUGCUUAUAUUGAACUUUACCUUAGAAACGAACAACUUCUAGAUCGAUUAUCUGGCUUUUCGAUAUAUGCAUUCUACGAUGACACGUUCGAUCCGGCAUCACCAAGCCCAAACGACUUCGUCUACCACCAUGAUCCAAUGUCUGGAUGUCCAGUCCCAAUACAAAACAUCACAAUCAACAGACUUGUUAAACAAAUAGUGUUCACAAAUAACCGACCAGUUGGAUAUCAGUCCACCUGUUCAGGUGAAAACAGCAACCUUUACACAUCAAUCGAAAUUUGUGAAAUUAAAGUAAUGGGUUGUGAUACUGGGCGGUAUUCUACUGGCUGCGUUGGCGAAUGUCCCUCAUGUACAAAUAAAAACUGUGACGCUUUCAAUGGAUCCUGUAUUGAUAAAUGUCCCGAUCCCAACGCUUUAACGGAAAGUUGCAUAGUAUGUGCAGAUGGACAAUUCAUUUCUAAUGGACAAUGUGUGAACUGCAAGGGGCACUGUAUACACAGUGAACAUUGUAACAAGUUGACAGGGGGAUGUGAUAACGGGUGUGCAACUCAAUGGACAGGGAAUUUUUGUGAUCAAUGCAAAGAUCACUUUUAUGGAAGUGAUUGUUUAACUCCAUGCGGGCACUGUUUAAACAAUGAGACAUGUGAACAGGGAACUGGUCAAUGCCCCAAUGGAUGUGUGCCACAUUGGCAAAUGAACAAAUGCGACAUAUGCAGCGACCAUUUUCAUGGCAAUGACUGUAACACUCCGUGUGGAAACUGUAAAGAUAAAACAGUGUGUGACAAAGGGACUGGUCACUGUCCUACUGGAUGCCAGAGUCACUGGACGGGGGACAAGUGUGAUGUUUGCGCCGAUCACUUUUAUGGUAAAGAAUGUAACAACAUGUGUGGGCACUGUAAAGAUAACAGUGUGUGUGACAAAGGGACUGGCAGGUGUCCUAAUGGAUGCCAAGCCCAAUGGACGGGAGCGAAGUGUGAUGUGUGUAUCGAUCACUACUACGGCAUUGACUGCAAAACCCCGUGUGGAAGAUGUAAAAACAACAGUGUGUGUGAUAAAGGAACUGGUCACUGUCCGAAUGGAUGCCUGAGUCACUGGAAAGGCGAAAAGUGUAACAUUUGCAACGACCACUUUUACGGAGACAACUGCAACAUAUCAUGUGGGCACUGUAGAAAUAACGGAGGAUGUAAUAACAUAACUGGCCACUGCCCUGGUGGUUGUCAAGCUAACUGGCAGGGAGAAAAAUGUGACGAAUGUAAGGACGGGUUUUAUAACGCCAACUGCACUAAAAGAUGUGGCCAUUGUACCGACAGCGAAGUUUGUGAUAAACAAAACGGGUCUUGUGUGAAUGGUUGCAGUAAAAACUUCCAAAUGCCACUCUGUCAGGAAUGUGUUGACGGAUUCUACAACAUAACCUGUAGCGCUAAAUGUGGAAAUUGUUUGAGCGGAGUUUGUAAUAAAUUGAGUGGUGCCUGUCACACAGGAUGUCAGCGUAACUUCCAUGUUCCUAUGUGUCAAGACUGUGUUGACGGAUUCUAUAAUAAGAGUUGCAGUAUUAAGUGUGGAACAUGUAAAGCAAAGGCAGUUUGUGAUAAAAACAACGGGUCAUGUCCAGACGGCUGCGAUGGUUCAGUUCAUCCUCCUCUAUGCAAAAUCGGUAUUGAAAAACAAACAGAUGAUUCGGAGACGAACGAAGGUGCGGUGGCUGGAGGGGUUGUAUCGAUAUUGGUUGUCUUGGCGUUGGUAGGAGUUGUUGGCGUGAUCUAUAGGCGACGAAAAGGAGGCAGGAGCAAAGAGACACAAAGCAACACAACGUCAAAACCUUCCAGGUUUCCGGCAAAACAAUCCAGUAAAGGGCAAAAAUAUACUGAUCUAACCGAAAACACCCAUGACGUUUCAUCUGGCGAGUAUAUAAAUGUAACAAUGACAGUGGACGACGAGGGAUAUUAUAAUACUACAGAGUUAAACACGUUCAUUGAAGUUAACGAUUUACAAAAAGUAAUACAGGAGAAAGGCAAUGGCGAAAACAACGUGUUCCAGUCGGAAUACAAGAGACUUCCGGCUGGAAACACUUGUGUAUGCAAAGAAGGGAGGAAACAGGAAAACAUGGCCAAAAACAGAUUUAAAACAACAUUUCCAUAUGAUCACUCAAGAAUAGUACUUAACGAAAAAUGGACUGAUGCAGACAAUGAUUACAUCAACGCCAACUUCAUCAAAGACUUUAAUGGAAAAAGAACAUAUAUCGCAGCUCAAGGUCCUAAAAACAACACCCUGUCUGAUUUCUGGAGAAUGAUUUGGCGGGAGAAUGUGAGGUUGAUCGUCAUGCUCACUAAUAUUGUGGAGAACGGAAAGAACAAGUGCGCGCAAUAUUGGCCUGGGAAGGAUAACUCGUUGGAAGUCGGUCCUUGUAAAAUGCAGCUUCUGAAGGAAACUACUUACGCAUUUUAUACGUGUCGAAAGUUUAAUGUUCAAAACACUAAAUCGACCAUAAAAAGAACGAUAACUCAAUACCACUAUACCGCUUGGCCAGAUCACGGGACUCCAGAAGAAUUAGGAUUGGUUCAGUUUCACAGAGCAGUGACUAGAAAAUAUCAAUCAGACGGAUUGAUGUUAGUUCAUUGCAGCGCCGGUGUUGGAAGAACUGGAACAUUCAUUGGUCUAGAUUCCUUACUUAAACAAGGAAAAAUAACAGGGAAAAUCAAUGUGUUUGAGUUUGUAAAACAGAUGAGAGAGGACAGAAUGACUAUGGUGCAAACACCGGAACAAUACAUUUUUCUUCACAAAGCAUUGUUGUUCGGAUUCCAAGAGAAGGCCACGGUUAUACGUGAGAGUGACAUACCGACCAGACUCCAGACAUUGUUUCAGGAUUCUUCACCGUUAAACCAGAAGGCUCUAUACAAAGAAUACAAGUUCCUACAAACAGUGAAACCAGUUUUCGAAGACGACGAUAAAGAAGACGGAAUGAAGCCAGAAAAUAAAGACAAAAACUCAAACAUGAAUGUCAUACCUGUGUCCAAGUAUCGUCCUUACUUAACGUCGUAUGUAAAAGGAAGAAACGACUACAUCAAUGCAGUUUGUGUCCCAUCUUUCUCGAGCCUCGGUGCGUUUGUUUUGACACAAGCCCCACUUCCAGAAACAAAAGUUGAUUUGUGGACACUGUGUGUGGACCAUGAUGUUAAGGCAAUAGUAAUUUUAUCUGAAGACAACGAGGAUAUACAAUGGGUUCCGAAAAGAGGUUGUUCCUGCAUAUGUGCGCCUUAUACCUUAACCUCUGGUGACACAGGAAGUAGCAUUUGUGCAGUUACACAGGACACAUUACUUAUUCAAACUGACGAUACCAAACAGGAUGUUGAUGUGUUCCAUAUACCUUUUGAAAACGACAAUGCCAUGCUAAAGGGUGUGGAAUUGCUGCUGGAUAAAGGGAAGGAGAGCGACUUUACCUCAGUCGUCAUCAGCAAGGACGGAUCUGGUCCAACUGGUAUAUUCUGCGCUUUACAUAACGCCCUCCAACAGUUACGUAUGGACGGAGAGGUGGACAUACUGACAACUGUCAGACUGAUCCAAACAAGACGGCCGGAAGUCAUCACUAAGAUGGAGGAAUACAGGAGAUGCUAUGAACUAUUAUUGUUAUCUGUAUCAGAAGAUGGAAUAUAUGCCAACAUGUGACAAAUACCGUGUUAUAUAUACCCAAGUGUGGAACAAUACAAAUUACAUGAUUAAUUAAAAAUAUAUAUUUUUAUAUGCAACAAAUAUAUCUGUCUGUAGUACAGUAAAACGCACUUAUAGCGAAAUUAGCUUAAACGAAUUGAUGUUUACAGUGAUGUAAUGUUUAUUAUCGUUACUUAUUGUGAAAGUAAUAAAACAAAUUGUAUUUAUAACGAAGCAGAAUCAGUCGUCCUUAGCAUUUUGAUUAAAGUGUGUUUUACUGUAUGACUAUUUGUAUUCAGUGCCCUAAUUGAGUUCUAUUUUUUUCUUUUAAAUUCAUCUCUUUUUUCCUAUCAAAUAUCUGUUCAUGUUACUUAAAAAUUAAUAUUCAAUUAAUUUAGGAAAUGUCAAUAUAUAUGUACUCAAGCUAGAUGGUUGUAAUUUUUUUACAACAAAUAUUUUUUUUCAAUUUUUUUUUUAAACUCCUCAAUCAUCAAUUCUCCUGUGUUGAAUCAUUAUUUUUUAAUUUGACGUUUCUAUCACAAAAGCUUGCUGUAUUUGGAUUGCAUUUGUUGCAAAACAAUGAAUAUCAUUACGUAGAUAACAAAGACUGUGUUUUCUACACUCAGGCUUUGUAUUGAUUUGACAUGUGAUAUCAAAGAAUUCUUUAGUACAAUUAAGAUAUUCUAAAAAUUCAAAGAAAUACAUAAUACGUUGUUUCCUGAUUUUGUGUAGUCUUUCUGAUGUAUGACAUCAAUUUCAUCUGUUUAUCUAAAGUUUGUAAAACCAACAUUUACAAUAACUGACAAGGCAUUGCCAUAAUUCUCGACAUUUACAUUUGUUAUCGUAUCUAAGUCAUUGCUUUAUAUAUACCCCGACAUGUAAACAUACAAGAUGUAUUAAAUCUUAGAAUCCAA
This is a messenger RNA of Magallana angulata, 4932 nucleotides long. RefSeq lists its product as uncharacterized. Bases 101 to 4036 code for a protein of 1311 amino acids. Gene Ontology annotation, molecular function: protein tyrosine phosphatase activity. The transcript is spliced from 31 exons. The record is from RefSeq and is a predicted model, not a curated record. Gene Ontology annotation, biological process: protein dephosphorylation. Lineage: Eukaryota; Metazoa; Mollusca; Bivalvia; Ostreida; Ostreidae.